CGGAGCGGUGUUGAUUAUUGUUUUACUGCUGCGUUGGGACCAGUUUCAUGGACAUGCGUUGAUCAUUUGUCUUGUUGUGUUUGUGUUUUGUUAAUGUUACACGUCUUUGCUCUCUGACAGAACAAUGGUUCAAAUAGUCAUCAGAGGCAGUGUGGAUGGCAGCACCCCUCCAGAAUGGCUGCUGGUGGAGCUACAGGGAGAGAUGAUUUCCAGACACAACUCUGGACUGGCAGGAAAUGUCAUGGGAGACCUGCUCUACACCAAAGAGGGGGUGCCAGUGCUGAUUGUAGGACACCAUAUUCUGUAUGGGAAGCAGGUCAAACUGGAGAAACCCUUUGCUGUCCUCACCAAGCAUUCUGGCCAUUCGCAGGAUAGCCUGGGCAGCCGUGACAAAGCCAAUAACAGUGAUGAUGUCACACAGGUACCCAUGGAAACAAACCAGCAAGGACCCGCCUCCACCUCUUACUCUGUGUCUGCCCUCAUCAAACGAAAGCUGAUCUUUAAGACGCGUCCCAAACCCAUCAUCACUAAUGUGCCCAAGAAGGUGUAACAUUUUCUCGCUUGGUCAGACACGUCCUGUGUGAUGACAACACACCAAUUCAUCUGAGCUGUACUGGACUGUUCAUAUAUAUAUGCGUAUGCUUCAGUUAGUGGCAUCCCACUCUGAUAUGUUGCAGUGUGGUUUUACAUUUGUUGUACAAUUGAUCAAUACUGGUUUCAGUGAGAGACUUUAAGGCUCCUCAUAAGUUUGAAUGGAAGUUGUAUUGUUUUCCUGUUAUCCAUUGAAACAUUUAUAACCCUCUGAUGGUGUAAAUGUUUUAAAGGCUUUUGCAAACUGAUGGGAAUCACAUUCUGGAUGGGGUACUGAUACUGAUAAGGUUUCAGUAUAAAAGUAUAAAAGGGACACACAGGCAACGUGUCCACCAGAUGGCAACGUUAUCAUUCAUUGUGACUGGAUCGGACACCUCUGCUGCACAUCACGACAGGAGCUGGGUUCUUUUCAAACACUGUGGAUCCACUUUAAUGUAAUCACCCUUUGUCAUUGUUUCAGAUAGACUACAAGCAAAUUUCCCCAAGGUGAACUCUGAACUUAAAAUCUUUAAAUUUAGUCAAGAUAGGCCAUUUGAAAUUUUAAAGCACCACCACUGGAAAUGUCUGAUAGAUAAGAUCCAAGCUACAGCUUUCAAACUGACCUACAGUAUCUUACUCCAGUACUCAUUCUGUGAUUCUCUGAUAGUUCACCAAAUUUUUACCAUGUUUCAUUGAAGGGGCAUGCAGAUGUUUUACUGUUGCACUUACAGAAAUUGUGGGAUAAAACUGGGAAUUGAAGCAGUAGAUGAUGAGGAAUCCUGACUUUUAGGCCUCAGUUUGUAUCAAGCUACAAAAACACUUUCUAUAAUGAACCUCAACAGCAUUUUGUCUUCAAAGAGAAAGAGACAAAGACGUCCGAGCAAUAGUUAAGUAAGAAUGUAGGAAAUCGUGUCUGUAUAUAUAAAUGAAAAAUCUAUUUUUGUGGUAUUUUCUCAAAUGGCAUGGUUCAGCAAUUUAGCAUUACCAAAACAAUGAAUUUUCGCUAGAAGAUGAUUGUGAAAUGAAAUCACACUUCUUGAAUGUGUAGCCCAACCUGCUGCCCCUGCACGACUCCACGUUAACCGUCACAAAGUAAAGAUUUCAGUGAAUUGGUUUGCUCAACCACCAAGUGAGUCUCUCCUGCGUACAGAUGACGGGAAUCCGCUCACACCACACGCACACAUUUCCUUUGCCAUAAGAGUGGACGUUAAACAUGGUGAUGAAGGUGGUUCUGCAUCCUGACAACAGACUCAGUGUGGUGAUCACACUGCAGCGUGUUGAAGAGAUAGACAGGAAUACAAGUCAAGGUCCUGUGUGGGCUCCUCUGACUGAGCCACACUGAAAAGAUGUCACUUUUGGCACAAAAAUGGAUCAUUUGAAACAGAAUAUUUGCUACCUUCAGAUUAAAUCCAAAACGGUCAGGUUACACAACUGUCUUUAAGGCUGUUGCUAUGAUGAAGAAGAGCAGGGUUUAGAGCAGCACUGCAUACUAAUUAUAUUAAGGAUAAAACAUUGCAGAAGAACAUGUGAACACCUGAGAGAUUAGUCUGGAGAUAAACAUUCAAAAUGUUUGACUCAGUCUUCCAGCAUACAGCAUUUUGUCAUGUUGCCAGAAUGUUUACAGCCUGUAAGUACAGGUCUGUGUGUGUUUGUUUGAGGGCGGUUCCCAUGUUGAGGUGUAUCACCAGAAGAAAAAAAGCCGUCCAGAGCCCAGUUACUGAAGGGACCGAUUCAUUCAGCUGCUUCCGUCCCCUUUCCUCAGCAUUCAGACACCUCCCACACACACCUACACUCAGGCAAGGUGGCAACACGUUUUUAAACUCAUGCUAACGUCAAAGCUCAGUCGUUUUAGUCACUGGCUGACACCUCCGAAAUAAUUUCAUCUGUAUUCACUCUCCAUACUGCUUUUGAAUGUACACAGUGAAAUAAUGUAGCUUUUCUUCAAGUCCUGUACAGUAGUUCUCAUUCAGAUCAAAUAAGACCAUGUUCGUGGAUGAGGACAGUGAUACAGUCACGCUGUUGACAAAUAAUACUAAAAGUUUAAGCCCCAUCUAGAUCAAACAGCCCCUGGCACACUGGGAUAUGAAAGGGUUUGACAGCAGUAACAACACUUUUUUUUUAAGCAAUUUUCCUAAUCCUUUGCAAAAUAACACUUCCAGAGUGGCAGCAUUAGAGAAGCAGGUACCAUGACAUCAAGGUGUCUUUGAAAAAUCACUUACUGUGAUCCUUUAUUGCAUCUUCUCUGUUUUAAAAUAUCAACUUCUCCAUCUCAGCCUGGUGUUAAAAAAUAUAUGAUUUAUUUAUUUAUUUUUUUCAUUUCUGGUGUCUCCACUUUCAGGUGAAUGUAAGUGUCCACUUUGUCCUGAGGCACCAAAUUGCCCCAAAAUCAAUUGAAUGCAUUCUCAGGGGACCAUAGAUAUCUACCAAUAUUUAUGGAAAGUUGAUGAAAGUCCGGCCAAACUGUGGAUGAAGUGGAAACUUUGACUGAAUGGUGGUGCUUCAGGAGAAACCAUCCUCUGAGGACUAUCAUACCCAAACUCAUUAGUGCUGACAGCUUGUUCUCGAGCAGAGUGAAGGACAGACUGACCCUGAUGCUAGCAGUGUGGACGGUUGGGUUAACUGGCACGUGUGGUGGUCUAGUGGUUAGGACACCGUAUCACUGAACCCAGGUUGUUUCCAACCAGAGACCGUUGUGAAAUUACUCCCUCUCUCUCCCCCUGCAUUUUCUUUCUGUCUCUACUGUAACCACUGAAUGA
Molecule: messenger RNA, 3326 nt
Organism: Chelmon rostratus (copperband butterflyfish)
Lineage: Eukaryota; Metazoa; Chordata; Actinopteri; Chaetodontiformes; Chaetodontidae
Gene: chtf8
Product: CTF8, chromosome transmission fidelity factor 8 homolog (S. cerevisiae)
Exons: 3
Coding region: 125-550 (141 amino acids)
Biological process (GO): mitotic sister chromatid cohesion
Cellular component (GO): Ctf18 RFC-like complex
Source: RefSeq, a predicted model, not a curated record